AUGUCUUCUUCUCACGGAACAUAUUAUUACGAAUACCAACUGCAGCAGGACAAUGCCAUUCUUCCACAUGAUCAUCCCGCUAGCAUUCGUGGUGUAUCUGUUUUUUUUAAAGUCAAAAUUAAUUACAUACUGAAAAAAAGACCAGAUGAUGGUGAGGAAAUACUAGAUUCAAUCUGCAGGAACUUCUAUGCGCCUUGGUGUUUUGUCACCGAUCCACGAAAUAAUUUGGAUAGGUGGUUUAUGUAUCAUGGGUUGCGUUUUGAUGAUGUAAGGGAAGGAUUGCAUCACCAAAUUACAGAUUUUGGCAAUCAAAUGAAGGCUGAUCCAUCGAAUGCUGGGCGCAGAUCAUUCCCAGUGCUCGUGUGCAUUCAAGUUUACACAAUACAACAAGAGGAUGAAACUAUUGAUGCUGCCAAGGACAGGGCCAUUGUAGUGGAAAGGUUUGGGGGGCUAAAUUAUGAACGGAAUCUUCUAAUGCGGCCUACAGCUACAUCUGUGUCUGCAAAGCCAGCAUAUUUGGAGAAGGUUAAAGUAAAGGUUGAUGAUCUGGAACAAAGAGAGUGUUGUAUUUGUUUGAACAAGCCUUGUGUUGGAGAAGAAAUAUCGAUUCUACCAUGCUUACAUGCUUAUCAUUCCAAAUGUAUAUCUGCCUGGCUAAUGAAGAGCAAGCUAUGUCCAUUGUGUCGCAAACAUGUGCACUGGAAUUAA
Fraxinus pennsylvanica is the source of this 708-nucleotide messenger RNA. Lineage: Eukaryota; Viridiplantae; Streptophyta; Magnoliopsida; Lamiales; Oleaceae. The record is from the annotation of a GenBank genome assembly.